Molecule: messenger RNA, 5129 nt
Organism: Fukomys damarensis (Damara mole-rat)
Lineage: Eukaryota; Metazoa; Chordata; Mammalia; Rodentia; Bathyergidae
Gene: Ncoa7
Product: nuclear receptor coactivator 7
Exons: 6
Coding region: 3820-4488 (222 amino acids)
Biological process (GO): regulation of transcription by RNA polymerase II; response to oxidative stress
Cellular component (GO): nucleus
Source: RefSeq, a predicted model, not a curated record
UCUUGGUUCCUGAAACGCAGGACCGAGUCAGAAAUGUCCGCCGCUCAGAUUCAGAUGCCUGGCUGGUAGAGAGUUGGAGCUGCGAAGGGCUGGAUAACAUCGUGGGCUUAGAGGGCCACCUCACCUGUCACAGCCGCUCUCUCUGCUGCUGUGGGGCGCAGACAGCUGCUGGUGACCCAUAGAGGAGCGUAGCUGUCUUCCCUUCGUUCGUCCAGACAAGUCUGAACCAAGUCCCUCUUGGGGCCAGGCUCAGCAAAUAGGAACCUGGAUGAGAGGGGCUCCCUCUGCUUAAUAUUCUUGCAGACCUGGAAGGCUGGGAGACGAGGCAGCAGGAAGCACACCUGCUCCUCCUCCUCACUACUAAGCCCCUGGAUCUCUGGCUUCUGGUUCCUUGCCUCCUCUUCUGCCUCUCUCCGUGCCUUCUGAACAUGACUUCCUUCCUGGCUCAGGAGGUGGUUAAUGAACACAGGCAGCCCCUGCCCAGGCUUCCUGAGUUCCGUCCCCCGCAGUCACCUGUGUUGCCCACCCUAUUGCACAGACGCCUCCUUCACACUGUCUCUGUUCCCGGGAUAAAAUUGCCAUAAAAGACCUGUCGAGCCAACAGGGCAUGGUGGUGUGCCCCUGUACGAUCCCAGCUCCUCGAGCCACAAGUUCAAGGCCAGUCUGCACAACGAAGCAAGACCCUGUCCCAGAAACACACACAACAGCUGGCACCCAGGGAGAACGCUCCAUUAUAAAUACCUAAUUUCUGAACUCACCUGGUCCUUUCCAGUGAUUAGAAAUCCUUUAUACAUCUCUACAUAUAUUAUCUCUAGUUGCUUCCCUUUUGUAAACUUCUGCCCUGCUCUGAAGCUCUGAGUGCCCUUUGUGGUCUGUGAGUCCCCAGAGUGGGCCUUUCCUUCAUUUUUACAAAGAAGAGGCUAUUGGACAAGGUCUUCCUCACUUUCUCUCUUCUCUUCCUUAAUUUCCCUGCAUUUGCGCCCUUCCUCAUUGGUUUGGGGUCGAGUGUCUUCCCCUCCCAAAGGCAGCCUUCUGUGUGUCAGUGAGGACUGCCCUUUUGCAUGGCAUCUCUUUCUUCUUUCCUGGCUCCUCUUUCACACUUCAUAUUUACAUCUCCCAUUUCUUAACUUCCACCCAGUUGUUCUGCGCUCACUAGUGACAUCACUGGGAGUGUCACCAUAGACCUGACAGACAUCUCCAUUCCAGGUGAAUUUCCAUUGCCUCUUCCUCCCGGGUGCUGGUUCAGCUCUUGGGUACCCUGAGGGCAGAGGUGGUGUGACAUUGGUCUUCCAGGCAGGGGACAGAGGAAUAUCAAGUCCUGUGCCCACCCAAUCACUGUACCCCAAGAGUCUCUCAGGAACUGUGGUGGACUCUUGAUUUACGAACUCAAUUUGUUCCCGAGGGCUGGCUGUAACUCAGGUUGGUCCUUUGAGGCUCCGGCUCCUCUGCACAGCCUUCAAAGCCUCUCCUGUACACAGGCGGAUCUCGGUGUCCUUAUGGAGCCUCUGGCCCGGGAUUUCUCAGUGAACCCCACACAGGAGAGGAUGUUGUAAUGCUCCUUCCAGAACUCUUCAGGUUGAAAUCUGUAUCUGAGAUCAUCUGGAAGCACAAGCAGCCGACAUUCAGGUCGUAAUUCAAGAUUGGUUGUAAGUUAAAACUAAAAUUCCAGUUGUAACCCAAGUUGUUCAUAUAUCAGGCUGGUCUUGGCUCGAGGGUCCAGUGUAUGACACAGGAAGCAAAAACAGAAAAAAAUCUGUGUUUUUCCUGAGCCCGAUGCCUUUCGUUGCAGUCCCACAAACCACCACCAUCCUCACUAAGGCUCAGCCCCGUCUUGUAAACAGGAGGACCCACCUCCUCCUGUCACCAGACAGAGUCCUAGUGGUAUGAGAGGAAGAGAUGUGACUCCCACACCUGCUAGAUAUCUCAAGUGCGAGUUUGUGCUCUCUAAAAUCAAAGAAUGAAUUCUAGGACCAUUGGAGGUAAAGUAUAGGAAAAUUUUAUUGAGAGAAAGAUAGCUUCUGUCUAAGAAGACAGAGGGGGACCAGAAUGUGGGUUGUCUGUCCACCCUGCUUCUUGAAGGUGUUUUAUGGGACAAAGCCAACAGGUGGAUCUUGGUGCCCCGCACAGGUGAUUGAUUGAUACCGAUUUAGAACACCAGUCCUGCUGUCCGUCCCUAAGGGAAGUACUUGGGUGUAGUAGUUUCUUUUACAGUGCUGGCCUUCAGUGAAUGUGUCUCCAUUGUUGGCUCCUGGAAGGCCUGCCCUAACUGCCUGCAAGAUACCUAAUGAACUUUACAAUCUUCGAUACUAGGAAGUCCCUAACGCUGAGAUAAGGAACCUAGCCACCCUACCCUAGGGUAGGUUUGCAGGUUCCCUGACUUCCCUCCAAAAAUUGAGGAUGGUGCACAAGAGGCAUGGGGUAUUUAUUAGAAAUUUCAGAGUCACAGUGAGAGAGCAAGCCUGUGGGCUGGAGAGAGUGGAGCCUUCGGGCCUGGUUCGGGGUGUGGGGCCCUAGCCGUCCCCAGGAGGGGCAUCUAGGAAGUGAGUUCGUCCUCUGCCUCCUACCUGCCUGGCCACUGAGAGCUGGAUCUGCUAAUGUCGCCACUGCCUUGAGCAGAGCUCAGUGAGAAGAGGCGGCCUCUCACGGGGGAAGGAGGUGCUGCCCGGGCUGCCCGCAGCUCAGAGAAGAGAGGAAAAAAGGUUCAGACUCUGCUUGUUUCCCGAAGUUGUAAUUUUUCUUAGAAGUGUGAUUUUAAAGUUAAGAAUUUCCCUGUGUGCUUUCUGCCAAUCUGUAUUUCCUUUAUCCUACCUCACCCUGACUGCAGUGUUUUUUCGUGCCUGUGUCCCAUGGAGGCCAUUCCUUUAUUCACACUUGUCCCUCCCCUGUUGCCUCGUCGCCUGGCUGAGUUGUGUCCCCCAUGCCGACCAUAGCGCCUCCAUGAAGGUCAGCUCAAAGUUCCCUUCUUCCACGGGGACUGUCACAGAUCUGCCACGGGCCUUCUCAUAGCCCAGUCCACGAUGGCAUUGGAGUCCCCACACCCGAAAGGCCACGAGAUCAGGACUGGUCACAGAAAGAUCGGUGACAGUUGGCCCAGGGGGCUCUGUCUUUCUUUCCAACCCCUGCCAUCUGAUCCGAGGAGGAGAGAAGGACUGGUCGUAUUUAUCAGUCAUUAAGAUGAAUUAAGAUGUGAGAUGGUCACUGUCACUUUGCCUGCUGGUUUGUGAAACUGCCGGAGGAUGACACCCUUCUGAGCCUGGAUGGCAGAAGGCACACAGCGCAUGCUUUUCAGUCCCUUCAUCUUCCAGGUCCAGGCCACAGUGUGGAGUUGUUCCACUGCAAGGAACCUGUGCUGUUAACUGUUCCUUUUCUUUCUGUCUUUGCGAUUCAAACUGAGGCAAGAGAGAGAACAUUUAAAAUGGAGAUUUACCCUGAAGAAGGUGCUGAAGGAAACUGAAAGGCAGGGUGGGGGAAGCUGAGUUAGCUCUGGGGUAAUUGGGAAGAAAAGUAAGAGAAAAAAAAAAAAGCGCUUCAAACAAUAGGGUUGAGUUGUACUGCAAGGAAACCACCGGUUUCAAAGGUGAAAGUGUCAUUUUACAGUCUCCAGGAAAGCCCGCCAGGAAGUGUUUGCUCUAAAUCCUAAUUUGGGUGUGUUCCUGUGGAACUGUUGAACCCCUCCUAAGGGAAACAGAAACUUAAUCACGCAGGAAGUCAGACACUUAAAACCGGUGCAGCUCAGCAGCGUGGCUACAAGUGACUGGCGUGUGGGCAGAGAGCAGACCUGGGCCUCCGCAGAAAGCGAGUCUGCCCUCCCCUGCCAGCAUGCGAGCCCGGCGGCUGCCUGUGGACAUUCAGAUUUUCUAUUAUGCUGCGCCUGACCAGGAGCCCUUUGUGAAGAUCAUCACCGUCGAGGAGGCCAAGCGCAGGAAGAGCGCGUGCAGCUACUGCGAGGACGGGGACGAGGAGGAGGGGGAGGGGCUGCCCGUGCUGCAGCCCCACAGCGCGCUGCUGGAGACCGCGCACGUGGAGCAGCUGGCACGACGCCUCCCAGCACGGGUGCAAGGCUACCCUUGGAGACUGGCCUACAGCACGCUGGAGCACGGGACCAGCCUGAAGACACUCUACCGGAAGUCGGCGUCGCUGGACAGUCCGGUGCUGCUGGUCAUCAAGGACAUGGAUAACCAGAUCUUUGGAGCAUACGCAACUCAUCCGUUCAAGUUCAGUGACCACUAUUAUGGCACCGGAGAGACUUUUCUCUACACGUUUAGCCCCAACUUCAAGGUCUUUAAGUGGAGUGGAGAAAACUCGUAUUUUAUCAAUGGAGACAUAACUUCUUUAGAACUUGGCGGUGGAGGGGGACGAUUUGGUUUAUGGCUAGAUGCUGAUUUAUACCAUGGACGAAGCAACUCUUGCAGCACUUUCAAUAAUGAUAUUCUUUCCAAAAAGGAAGACUUCAUAGUUCAGGACCUCGAGGUAUGGACAUUUGAGUGAACCUCCGUCUGCCUUAAACUGUCACGUGAAAAAGACUGGGUUGGCUCAGUCCUCCUGAUGCUGGCCGGAAGAUGAAGAAGGUCCGGCCCCUGCCGCCUCAUCCGACCACAAUGCUUUCUUUCUGCCAUCAGCUCUGAGCAUGAUCACCUUGCAGAAAGACCCCGAAAGGUACGUGUGGAGGGCAGACGCUGGAGAAAGACCUCUGAUGGCCAGAUUGCUGAGAAAAGACUUUGUACUUCACUGCUUCCAAAUCCACACCGUGAAGAAUCAAAGUGUUUAUAGAUGUAUCAGUUGAAUGCAAUUUUUAUUUUUGGUAACUGUGAAAAAAAAAGAUACUGUGGAAAUAUAUACAUGCCUUGUGUAUUUAUCAGCAUAAUUUUCGUUACUAAAAUGUACAGCUGUUAUUUGUCAUGGAAAAGGUUCGUCUCAUUUAGAAAAAUCGAAAGGAAAUAGCACUUAAAGGGAAUGUAUGAUUUUUAAAAUUGUUUUAUUUAUUUCUUGUAUUUUGUCUGAAAUGUGUUAGGUUUUUUUCUUUUUAAUAUGUCAAAUCUUGAGAUAAAGAAGUAUAUACAUUUUGUGCUAUGUUUGGGGAACACCUUUGUUUGAUUUAUAUAGUUUUAUAAUGAAUUUUUUUUGCCCUG